This is a messenger RNA of Knipowitschia caucasica, 318 nucleotides long. The record is from the annotation of a GenBank genome assembly. NCBI's taxonomy places the organism in Eukaryota, Metazoa, Chordata, Actinopteri, Gobiiformes, Gobiidae.
AUGGACCGCACUCCCGACCCGCCUUAUGGACCGCACUCCCGACCCGCCUUAUGGACCGCACUCCCGACCCGCCUUAUGGACCGCACUCCCGACCCGCCUUAUGGACCGCACUCCCGACCCGCCUUAUGGACCGCACUCCCGACCCGCCUUAUGGACCGCACUCCCGACCCGCCUUAUGGACCGCACUCCCGACCCGCCUUAUGGACCGCACUCCCGACCCGCCUUAUGGACCGCACUCCCGACCUGCCUGGGAGUCCUGCGCCACACCAGUCCUCGGUCUACAACCGCUUCAUGGCCUGUACUCGUUCUGUAGCUUAG